Colletotrichum godetiae is the source of this 1427-nucleotide messenger RNA. Its product is annotated as adenylate kinase. Gene Ontology annotation, biological process: ADP biosynthetic process. The record is from RefSeq and is a predicted model, not a curated record. The coding region runs from base 335 to 1159 and encodes 274 amino acids. Lineage: Eukaryota; Fungi; Ascomycota; Sordariomycetes; Glomerellales; Glomerellaceae. The transcript is spliced from 4 exons. Gene Ontology annotation, cellular component: mitochondrion; cytoplasm. Gene Ontology annotation, molecular function: AMP kinase activity; ATP binding.
GUGGCCUGUCACCUGCACUCAACGGGGCCGUGGAUAGCGCAAAGCUCGGUACGAUGUAGGCGGUACCUGGCACAAACUGGAGGCGGAACCUGGACGACUUGGCCUGUCAGGACCUUGCAGCGAUUUCUCAACCUCUCUCGCAAUCGUUUUUCCCGCAAAAGCUUUAGUUCGCACUGCUCCCCCCAGUCCAACUUUCGACCUCGACUCCAUCGUCCUCUCCUCUCCUCUCUUCCUCCUUUCUCCCUCAGAGCCACACUCGUGCAUCUCUUUGCUCCUCCUACCUCCUAUCGUUAGCCUCGGUCCGGCCAUAUCAAUACCUUCACCAACCGUCAAAAUGAGCAGUCUCGUUGAGGAAGCAGUCAAGAAGCUGACCAACACGGUCGAGACCCUCGAGUCCAGAAUUAAGUCUCUGGAGGACCGCGCAGCUGGCGGUUCCGGCAAGCUCACCACCGAUGAGGUCCGCAUGAUUCUCAUCGGUCCCCCCGGUGCUGGCAAGGGCACUCAAGCUCCCAAGAUCAAGGAGAAGUUCAACUGCUGUCACUUGGCCACUGGCGACAUGCUGCGAUCCCAGGUCGCCAAGAAGACUCCGCUCGGCCGGGAAGCUAAGAAGAUCAUGGACCAGGGCGGCCUGGUCAGCGAUGACAUUGUCAUUGGCAUGAUCAAGGAGGAGCUCGACAACAACAAGGAGUGCAAGGGAGGCUUCAUCCUCGACGGUUUCCCUCGUACCGUCCCCCAGGCCGAGGGUCUCGACGCCAUGCUUAAGGCCCGCAAUCAGACGCUCCAGCACGCCGUUGAGCUCCAGAUCGACGACUCAUUGCUCGUCGCCCGCAUCACUGGCCGCCUCGUCCACCCCGCCAGCGGUCGCAGCUACCACAGCACCUUCAACCCUCCCAAGGAGUACAUGAAGGACGACAUCACCGGCGAGCCCCUGAUUCAGCGCAGCGACGACAACGCCGAUGCCCUCAAGAAGCGUCUUGCCACUUACCACGCCCAGACCGCCCCUGUCGUCGGUUACUACAAGGCGAACGGUAUCUGGAAGGGCCUCGACGCGUCGCAGCAGCCUGGCCAGGUGUGGAAGAACAUGCUUGAGAUCUUUGACGAGCAGCGCAAGGGCGGCCACGCCUCCGGCAUCCUGAGCCGCAUCACUGGAAAGAACUAAGCGGGCACGGGCUUCCCAGCCUUUGCUCCCGCCAGCGCGCCGGCUCAUCCACAGCUCCCCGGCGGCUGCGCACAACAAGACGGCCAGAAGGAAACGGAGACAAAGGUCUACUUUCACGUCUCUUACUUUGGCCUAUCUUCUGGGUCAACGAUACCAGAAGAGAGGAGGGCGUGGGUCGGAAUAACUUUUUUAUGGGACUUUUUAUGGAUCAUGAAAUGGACUGGAAAGGAUUACAUCCUCGUCCGCCCCCGAAGCUGUUGAGAUCAGC